This is a messenger RNA of Nakaseomyces glabratus, 1356 nucleotides long. RefSeq names its product protoheme IX farnesyltransferase (gene COX10). Gene Ontology annotation, cellular component: mitochondrion; mitochondrial membrane. Lineage: Eukaryota; Fungi; Ascomycota; Saccharomycetes; Saccharomycetales; Saccharomycetaceae. Gene Ontology annotation, molecular function: protoheme IX farnesyltransferase activity. Gene Ontology annotation, biological process: heme A biosynthetic process. The record is from RefSeq and is a predicted model, not a curated record.
AUGCUAGUGCGAACUUUGUAUAUCUCUUCUAGUGUGGGAUCAUCUAACAUGCUGUGUAACCAUGGCCUGAAGGUUAUCGGUAAAUACUCGGCUAUCCAUGAAGCGACCCGAAAGAUAAUAGUAAGGAGCUACUCAAAGGAAACCAUUAAAAAACACAACAAACAGGCGAUCCUGAAUACUGCCCCCAUCGAAUUCAUAGCCAACAACAGUCCGUUAGUGGGUAUCAGCGAUGUGAACACUAUUAAAGAGGCUGCAAAGCGAACUUUAAGAUGUACAGAUGAUGUCACAGAUGACCAGACAGAUGAAAUACAUCCUCAUUUACCAUUUAAUGUCAAACCUGUUGAUGGGAAAGCUAGAGCUGCAUUGAAGAAGGAAAAGAAUUCUAUGAGCUUAGAUAUAAAAAAGACCAUGGAAGCUUAUGUGCAACUCACAAAACCAAGAUUGACAAUCUUAGUCAUGUUAAGCGCAAUAUGUUCGUAUGCUUUAUCACCUUAUCCUGCAACAGUAACGGAACUUCUGUGUUUAACAGUUGGUACAACCAUGUGUUCAGGUGCUGCAAACGCCAUAAAUAUGGGUAGAGAGCCAGAUUAUGACAGACAGAUGAUUAGAACACAAGCUCGUCCCGUUGUGCGUGGAGCAGUUACACCUAAACAAGCCUUUAGUUUCGCCUUUGGCAUGGGAACCUUAGGAACAUCUAUUCUAUACCUGGGUGUAAAUCCCACAGUUGCCGCCUUAGGUUUAUCAAAUAUUGCCCUUUAUUCGUGGAUCUACACGUCAUUGAAAAGAAAGCAUAUAAUAAAUACAUGGGUUGGUGCUCUGGUGGGCGCUAUUCCUCCACUAAUGGGUUGGGCUGCUGCAAGCCCAUUGACACACCCAGGCUCAUGGUGUUUAGCGGGUCUGCUUUAUGCUUGGCAGUUUCCCCAUUUCAAUACAUUGAGUCACAAUAUUAGAAACGAGUAUAAAAAUGCAGGCUAUGUCAUGACGGCCUGGAAAAAUCCUCUACUUAAUGCGCGGGUAGCCUUAAGAUAUUCAUUAUUGAUGUUCCCAUUGUGCUUUGGAUUGUCUUACUUCAAUAUUACUGAUUGGUAUUAUCAGAUUGAUUCUGGUCUGGUCAACGCUUGGCUAUGUUUGUGGUCUUUUAAAUUCUACAUGCAACAAAGACUGAACUACUCUUCCAAGAUUAAGAAUGACCGUGUGAAGUUCAAUGAAGGCUUAGCCACUGCAAAUGUAUAUGCAAGGAAGGCAUUCUUUGCAAGUGUCUUACAUCUUCCAGCCGUUUUGAUUCUUGCUAUCUUGCAUAAAAAGAACCGUUGGGAUUGGCUUUUUGAAGACUCAGAAAAUCCAAAGUUGAAAUGA